UAACUAAUGUUUAACUAAUGAACCUUAUUGUAAAGUGUUACAGAAUAAAUAAAGGAGAGAAAUCAUUUUAAAUGGACAGCAAAUAACCAAAAAUGGCAUUCAUUUCCCACAAAACCACAUCAGGUGUGGAAGAAUUUCAUAGAUCAAGAUUUGUGUCAUAUAUUCAUUAUCCUUGCAUAACUGACAAAGGGCGUUGAACUGGCACAAAUCACUUCCACACACCCUACCUCCUUCUCCCAUGGACAAAGUACAGGAGCCGCCCUGCAUCUCCGUCUCUAUAAGAGAUCAGAGCCGGGCUCAAAUGUUCCAUCCUCGUCAGGACAGCUCUAACGGUUUCCUUCAGUGUCCUCUCUGGGUUCAUCUCAUCUCUGCAUCCAUCCACCAUGUCUUGCUCUCUCCGUACGUCAUCCUGUUAUGGUCCCAAGACCGUGACCUGUAAAUCCGUAGUUACUCCAAUUAGCUGUAGAACAAUAACUUGUGCACCCAAAGCAUACAGUGUGUAUGGCUGUGGUUUUGGAGGAAGAACUCGGAUCUCUUCCCCCUGUUAUCGCCGCCCUGUUAUCAAUUGCUACCCAGAUCUGCAUUGCAAAAUUGGUGGAGGAUAUGGACGUUAUGGCGGACUGAACAGUGGAGUAAUCGGAAUCACCGCUGGGAACGGUGAUUACAUCCAGCUGAAUGAGAAGGCCACCAUGCAGUGCCUGAACGACCGUCUGGCGUCCUACCUUGAGAAGGUGCGCUCCCUGGAGGCUGCCAAUGCCAUUCUGGAGAGGCAGAUCCGUGAGUUCUAUGAGAAGAAGGGGCCGAUCUGCCAGAGGGACUACAGCGCCUACUGGAACACCAUCAACUGCCUGAAGGAAAAGAUUAGAAAUGCUACCAUCGACAACGCCAACAUCCUACUGCAGAUCGACAAUGCUAAACUGGCUGCUGAUGACUUCAGAAUAAAAUAUGAGCAUGAGCUAGCAGUGCGGCAGUCUGUGGAGGCUGACAUCGCCAACCUGCGUCGCUUGCUGGACCAGAUGACCCUGACAAAGGCCGACCUGGAGAUGCAGAUCGAGACUCUGCAGCAAGAUCUAGCAUGUUUGAAGAAGAACCACCGGGAGGAUGUGGAAGCGCUAAUGUGUCAGUUGACAAACACAAAAGUGUGUGUGGAAGUGGAUGCUGCUCCUCAGCAAGACCUGAAUAAGGUUUUGGAUGAGAUCCGUUGUCAUUAUGAGACCAUCAUAGACAAACACCGCAGAGAACAGGAGUGCUGGUUCAACGAGAAGACGGCACAACUGUGCAAAGAUGUGGCCUGCCGCACAGAGUGCCUAGAAACUUCUAGGUCACAGAUCUCAGAUUUGCAGCGUACCUUGAAUUGUCUGGAGAUCGAACUACAGUCUCAGAUCAGCAUGAAAGGAGCACUGGAGUGUUCACUAGCAGAAACAGAGGCUAGGUACAGCACUAUACUAGCAGGCUUCCAGAAACACAUCGACACAUUGGAGGCAGAGCUUUGUCAGGUGCGCUAUAGCAUUGAGCAGCAGGGCAGAGACUAUGAUGCACUGCUGGACAUCAAGAGCCGUCUGGAGCAGGAGAUCGCCACUUACAGGUGCCUCCUGGAAAAUCAGGGCAUCAAGACCCAAGGACCGGGUGAUGUGUUUGUGUGUACAACCCCAGUCGAAAAAGUGGUCAAAUGUAAACAAGUCAUUUGAACAACAUCAAAUGUAAACAAAGAAUGUAACAAGGUUGUAGUGCAAUGAAACAUUCUGUACUGACAGUCUUACAAUUCACCAUUAAAGAUCAGUUGAGAAGCAGUUUUCUUUCCUGUCUUAAUGCACGUAUUUCUUGUUAAAACAGGAAGUUUGGGCAUCUGCAAAAUGUACAUUUUGACUAUGUUUAAGAACUCUCAUUUUAUUUUAAGAGGCCUUUUAUUGAUAUACUGAUUGGAAGAGCCAUUAUGACCUUUAAUA
Messenger RNA from Megalobrama amblycephala (Wuchang bream), 1946 nucleotides. It is a transcript of the gene krt95, whose product is annotated as keratin 95. The record is from RefSeq and is a predicted model, not a curated record. The coding region runs from base 384 to 1688 and encodes 434 amino acids. Gene Ontology annotation, molecular function: structural molecule activity. The transcript is spliced from 8 exons. NCBI's taxonomy places the organism in Eukaryota, Metazoa, Chordata, Actinopteri, Cypriniformes, Xenocyprididae.